Molecule: messenger RNA, 1536 nt
Organism: Saxophila tyrrhenica
Lineage: Eukaryota; Fungi; Ascomycota; Dothideomycetes; Mycosphaerellales; Extremaceae
Exons: 3
Coding region: 1-1536 (511 amino acids)
Biological process (GO): carbohydrate transport; transmembrane transport
Cellular component (GO): membrane
Molecular function (GO): carbohydrate:proton symporter activity
Source: RefSeq, a predicted model, not a curated record
AUGGGCCUCAUCGAGAAGUUCCUGCCGCGCGAGGACCGCACUGCGGCCUUGAUGCUCUAUGGAAUGGUCUGGGCUUUGUGUUUCAAUGGCUACGACGCCGGCAUCAUGACCGUCAUCCUCGCAGACAAACAAUUCACUGAAUACUACAACAUGACACCCAACCGUCAGGGCAUCGUUUCGACAGCGCCCUGGGCGACAACCGGUCUGGCCCAGCUCCUCCUCGGCGGAACGUUAGCUAGCAUGGUCGGACGACUGUGGGCUCUCCGAAUCAGCAUCGUCUUCAUGUGCCUAGGCGUCAUGGUACAAGUUGUGCCCAAUACAUUCGGCGUUCUCAUCCUUGGGCGAUUGAUGACUGGCUUGGGCUUUGGAUGCAACUACAUCGCGACAAACCUCUACGUCAGCGAAUGUUCACCAAGAGCAUUGCGUGGGUCAUUCGUUGGGACCGUCUCGCAGUUCGGGUAUCAACUGGGAACAUUGAUUGCUUUCUGGGCUGGAUACGGGAUGUCGUUCCAUUCGUCGCCAUACAACAUUGCAUGGCGAGUGUCGAAUGUGAUACAGAUCCCUAUUGGGCUGUUCUUCGUGGCGCUUUCGUUCUUCUAUCCCGAGAGCCCACGGUGGUUACUCGAGAAGCAUCCCGACGAGCCUGAACGCGCAUUGAAAACGCUGGCUCGCAUUCGUUCGGGCCAGCCGACAGAAGACCGCAUUCAGAUCGAAUUUCACGAAAUGGUCGCCUCCUAUGAAUACCGCAAGCGUUACGAGCCUGGCUACCUCGGACUGUUCAAGAGUAAGGCAAUGCUGAAACGCCUCUGUUAUGGCUUCUACGCCAUGAGCCUUCAGCAGUUCGGUGGCAUCGCUGCGGUGACAAUGUACGCCACUUUGAUCUACCAAUCUCUGGGAUGGGAUAAAGGACACCAGGCGCUGGCCAUAAAUGGCAUUCAGUCGGUCUUGCAGCUCUUCAUUGUCCUGGUGAACACUUUCACCGUCGACAAGUAUGGACGUAAGCAGCUGUUGAUCUGGGGAUUCGCCGUUCAAUCGACAGCGCUUUUGAUCUUGUCCAGCCUGACGACCGCUUUCCCAUCCAAUGGAAACAGAGGCGCAGCUAUCGUGGAGAUCGCGAUGCUCUUCAUCGUUGGUCUGACGUACUGCUGGUCCAACGGCCCAGUGCCGCCAGCCAUCGCAUCAGAGAUCUUUCCGUCCCAUGUGCGAGACAAGGCAUUCGGCAUCUCGUUGCUCGGACAAACUAUAUGCCUUAUCGCCCUUACGCAGCCUUGGCCGCGUUUUAACAACGAAGUUGGCGGGUUGUCGUACUGGCUUCUGUUCUCGUUGAACGUCGUUGCUCUGGUUUCGGUGAUUUUCAUACUGCCAGAGACUAAGGGCAUAUCUUUGGAGCGGAUUGACAAGAUUUUCGGCCAGGUCGAUGCGGUGGAGGCUGGGGAGCAGCAGGAGGCUAAAGAGAUUGCUCAAGAGGAGAACGCGGCGCUGGGUAAGACCGCGAAGGUUGAGGCGAGUGAGGAGAUAGAGGUUGGGGGACGAUGA